Amaranthus tricolor (Joseph's coat) is the source of this 4264-nucleotide messenger RNA. RefSeq names its product ubiquitin C-terminal hydrolase 12-like. Gene Ontology annotation, molecular function: protein binding; cysteine-type deubiquitinase activity; cysteine-type endopeptidase activity. Lineage: Eukaryota; Viridiplantae; Streptophyta; Magnoliopsida; Caryophyllales; Amaranthaceae. Gene Ontology annotation, cellular component: cytosol; nucleus. Gene Ontology annotation, biological process: regulation of protein stability; protein deubiquitination. The coding region runs from base 212 to 3574 and encodes 1120 amino acids. The record is from RefSeq and is a predicted model, not a curated record. The transcript has 32 exons.
AAGAAGACUUUUCACUUUCAUUUUCUUCUUUUCCUCCAAAUUCUAACCUCGAACACCACCACCACCUUCUUCGUCUUCGUCUUCUCUUCACGAUCUCUCUUCAUUUUCUUUACUUUCUUUCCUUCUUCCAUUCAUUACUUUCUCCUCUCUUCCCUUCCGCCAUUAAUUUACCUUCUCCAAAUAGGCAUUCUUUCUUGCUAUUCUCAGCCCAAUGACGGUCAUGACUCCUGCUCCUAUCGCCCAAGAAGACGAUGAGAUGCUCGUUCCGAAUUCUGAUAUUACCGAUAAUCAUCAACCUAUGGAAGUUGUUGCGCAAGCCGAAUCUGCUAGUACUAAUAAUAAUAAUGCUGAGAUUCAACCUGUGGAGGAUCCAUCUUCGUCCAGGUUUACUUGGAAAAUUGAUAAUUUCUCGAGGUUGAAUGCUAAGAAGCAUUAUUCGGACGUGUUUGUUGUUGGCGGUUUUAAAUGGAGGAUACUUAUAUUUCCUAAAGGGAACAAUGUGGAUUACUUGUCGAUGUAUCUUGAUGUUGCUGAUGCUCAGACUUUGCCUUAUGGGUGGAGUAGGUAUGCACAGUUCAGCGUAGCUGUGGUCAAUCAAAUUCAUAACAAGUAUUCGGUGAGAAAAGAUACACAACACCAGUUCAAUGCUCGGGAAAGUGACUGGGGGUUUACAUCAUUUAUGCCUUUAAGUGAGUUAUAUGAUCCCAGCAGAGGUUAUCUUGUAAAUGAUACCGUCGUUGUGGAGGCUGAGGUUGUUGUUCGUAAGAUUGUGGACUAUUGGUCCUAUGAUUCAAAGAAAGAGACUGGAUUUGUUGGAUUGAAGAAUCAAGGAGCUACAUGCUAUAUGAAUUCACUGCUUCAGACACUAUUUCACAUUCCUUAUUUUAGGAAGGCUGUGUAUCAUAUGCCCACAACUGAGAAUGAUAUUCCAUCCGCAAGCAUUCCUUUGGCUCUUCAGAGUUUAUUCUACAAACUUCAGUACAGUGAUAGCAGCGUUGCAACAAAAGAAUUGACUAAAUCUUUUGGAUGGGAUACAUAUGAUUCAUUCAUGCAACAUGAUGUCCAGGAGCUUAAUAGAGUCCUUUGCGAAAAGCUUGAAGACAAAAUGAAGGGUACUGUUGUUGAGGGGACUAUUCAGCAACUGUUUGAAGGGCAUCAUAUGAAUUAUAUUGAGUGUGUAAAUGUGAAUUACAAAUCGACAAGGAAAGAGUCCUUUUAUGAUCUUCAACUUGAUGUUAAAGGAUGUCGUGACGUUUAUGCUUCUUUUGAUAAAUAUGUGGAAGUUGAAAGAUUGGAAGGUGAUAAUAAGUAUCACGCUGAACAAUAUGGUUUACAGGAUGCUAGGAAGGGUGUGUUAUUCAUUGAUUUUCCCCCAGUUCUUCAAUUGCAGCUUAAACGAUUUGAAUAUGAUUUUAUGCGUGAUACCAUGGUGAAGAUAAAUGAUCGUUAUGAAUUCCCUCUUCAACUUGAUCUCGAUCGUGAUGAUGGGAAAUACUUAUCUCCUGAUGCUGAUAGAAGUGUCCGUAACCUUUACACACUCCACAGUGUUCUGGUACAUAGCGGUGGAGUGCACGGUGGACAUUACUACGCAUUUAUAAGACCAACUCUUUCUGAUCAAUGGUACAAGUUUGAUGAUGAACGAGUUACCAAGGAAGAUAUAAAGAGAGCUCUGGAGGAGCAGUAUGGUGGUGAAGAGGAGUUGCCACAACCAAAUCCUGGUUUCAACAACACUCCCUUCAAAUUCACAAAAUAUUCAAAUGCAUAUAUGCUUGUUUAUAUACGUGAAAGUGACAAAGAUAAAAUUAUGUGUAAUGUGGACGAAAAAGACGUUGCAGAACAUCUCAGGGAACGUUUAAAGAGGGAGCAAGAGGAGAAAGAGCAUAAAAAGAAGGAAAAGGCAGAGGCACAUCUUUACACCAUUAUAAAGGUUGCUCGAGAUGAUGACCUAACUGAACAGAUAGGAAAGGAUAUCUUUUUUGAUCUAGUGGACCAUGACAAAGUUAAAUCUUUUCGUAUUCAGAAGCAAAUGCCAUUUAAUCUUUUCAAGGAGGAGGUUGCUAAAGAAUUCGGCAUCCCUGUUCAAUUUCAGCGGUUUUGGCUUUGGGCAAAGCGUCAAAAUCAUACGUAUCGACCAAAUCGGCCGUUGACACAUGUGGAAGAAACCCAAUCUGUUGGACAACUAAGGGAGGUGUCAAAUAAAGUUCAUAAUGCUGAACUUAAAUUGUUCUUGGAAGUAGAGCUUGGAAUAGAUUUACGACCUAUUCCACCUCCGGACAAGACAAAGGAUGAGAUUCUGUUGUUCUUUAAGCAUUAUGAUCCUGAGAAAGAGGAGCUCCGUUUUGUAGGAAGGCUUUUUGUCAAGGCCAAUGGUAAACCAGGAGAAAUUAUUGGAAAGUUAAAGGAAAUGUCUGGCUAUGGUGCUGAAGAAGAAAUUGAAUUAUACGAGGAAAUAAAGUUUGAACCAACUGUUAUGUGUGAACAUAUUGACCGAAAACUCACAUUUCGUGGGAGCCAGCUUGAAGAUGGAGAUAUUGUGUGUUUCCAAAAAGUUCUUCCAGCUGAAACUGUUGAAAGAUGCCGAUAUCCAGAUGUUCCCUCGUUCUUGGACUAUGUGCAUAAUCGGCAAGUUGUCCAUUUCAGAUCAGUGGAGAGACCUAAAGAAGAUGAUUUUUGCCUGGAGUUGUCAAGACUUCAUACUUAUGAUGAUGUGGUGGAAAGAGUGGCUCGUCAACUUGGGUUGGAUGAUCCAUCUAAACUUAGACUUACAUCUCACAACUGCUAUUCUCAGCAGCCAAAGCCCCAGCCUAUUAAGUAUCGGGGUGUGGAUCAUUUGUCAGAUAUGUUAGUCCACUACAAUCAGACUUCUGACAUACUGUACUAUGAAGUUCUGGAUAUACCGUUGCCAGAAUUGCAAGGCUUGAAAACAUUGAAAGUUGCUUUCCAUCAUUCAACAAAAGAUGAAGUGACCAUUCACACAAUCAGGUUGCCUAAGCAGAGUACAGUGGGGGAUGUUCUUAAUGAUCUUAAGACAAAGGUUGAAUUGUCACAUCCUGAUGCUGAGCUAAGGCUGCUUGAAGUAUUUUAUCACAAGAUCUAUAAGAUAUUCCCUUCCAGUGAAAAGAUUGAGAACAUAAAUGAUCAAUACUGGACAUUACGAGCUGAAGAGAUUCCUGAAGAGGAGAAGAAUCUUGGUCCUCAGGACCGGCUUGUUCAUGUGUACCAUUUUACUAAGGAGACAGCCCAGAACCAAAUGCAAGUACAGAACUUUGGUGAGCCUUUUUUAUUGGUGAUCCAUGAGGGAGAAACCUUAGCUGAGGUCAAGGUGAGAGUACAGAAGAAAUUGCAGGUUCCAGAUGAAGAAUUUUCCAAGUGGAAGUUUGCUUUCCUUUCAUUAGGUCGUCCAGAAUACCUCCAGGAUACUGAUGUUAUUUCGAGUCGUUUUCAGAGAAGAGAUGUUUAUGGUGCUUGGGAACAGUAUCUUGGAUUAGAACAUGCUGACACAGCUCCUAAAAGAAUGUACACUGCAAACCAGAAUCGCCAUACAUAUGAGAAGCCUGUAAAAAUCUACAAUUAGGGUUAUUUUGGGGAUUGAAUUUUCAUUGCAUGGGGUGAUUCUGGCAACCUCGAAGGGCUCCAUACAUAUGAGAAGAGUCACUACUUAGCAAAUCAGAUGUCUCUUUGAGUAUAGAACUCAGAUUGACAUGGGCAAAAAUCUAGAAUGCAUUUUCUGAUCCAUAUUUCUUUUUCAUAGUGUUUGUGUUGAAGAUCCAUUUUCUGAUGCCCAUAAUUUGACACUUGAUGCAGCCACAAGUUCACAACUAAAACCCUCGUCAAGCUUUUCAAAUCCCGAAUUUUCUCUUAUGAUGUUGGAUUCUAUUGCUGUACGUGUUCAUCGGUACCUAGUAUAUGUUGUAAGUUUAAGAAAACAGUACAUAAACGAGAUUUUGGCUUUAGGAAUGUAUACAGAGUAUAGUUGAGGUGCGCACUAUUUUUUUUUUCUUCGUUUUCUCACGUCUUUUAUAGGCAUGUUUAGUAAGCGUAUGGGGGUUUUUGGACUGGUAAUUAUUGUUUGUUACUCAGCUGCCCCUCUUUUUAGUUAUUGUCUUUUACUUGUAAUUUUGUAAAAGAAGUUUGUCAGGUACAGCCUCGACAAAUUAUAAUCAGUUAAAAUUUCAUAUUUCCGGUUCUUUUUGUAAUACAAUUAUAUUGAGUUGAUCUGAGUCUCUGUUUUCAAGUUCAAAAUUAUGAAGGUUCAGUUACUGUA